AUGACCGCGCAUCAAAUCGGCGUCGUGUUCAAUCCCACGGGGGGCCCGUUCACACUCAUCACAAGCUUCAUGCGCGGCAAGCGCGCCAUAGACUGGACGGACGCGUAUACUAUCCUCAAGGCGGGCCACUCGAGCCUCCUUCAACCUUCCAUGAUCACCCCCGCCACCAUGGACGCCGCCGCGGAAGACGGCCGGCUGGACAUUGUCCAGUAUCUCCACGCGCACCACAAUGGCGUCGGAUGCACCACCGACGCCAUCGACUUCGCGGCGGGCGAAGGACAUUUGGAAAUCGUGAAAUUUCUACGCCAGAACCGGUCCGAAGGUUGCACCGAGCAAGCGAUGAACUUCGCCGCAGCCGGGGGCUUCUUGGACGUGGUCGAGUACUUGUACCAUUGCACAAGCACGUAUGACAUUUCCCACGCCCUUUUGUACGCCUCAGACUUUCGACAAAAACAGGUGGUGGAGUGGCUGGAGUGUCAGCCGUGCCGCCGCCACCCCCUGCUUGACAGCUGCAGCAUGUAUACUCACGUGGAUGUGGUCGUUGCACCCCUCAGACGAAAGACAUUACUGGGCAAACUGAAAGCUAUGUUGGACUGGAACAUUGCGCCAGACUUGGCGCUGUAG
Aphanomyces astaci is the source of this 624-nucleotide messenger RNA. RefSeq lists its product as hypothetical. Gene Ontology annotation, molecular function: protein binding. The transcript has a single exon. Lineage: Eukaryota; Oomycota; Saprolegniomycetes; Saprolegniales; Verrucalvaceae. The record is from RefSeq and is a predicted model, not a curated record. Bases 1 to 624 code for a protein of 207 amino acids.